Xiphias gladius (swordfish) is the source of this 1038-nucleotide messenger RNA. RefSeq lists its product as uncharacterized. Gene Ontology annotation, cellular component: membrane. The transcript has 3 exons. NCBI's taxonomy places the organism in Eukaryota, Metazoa, Chordata, Actinopteri, Istiophoriformes, Xiphiidae. The record is from RefSeq and is a predicted model, not a curated record. Gene Ontology annotation, biological process: G protein-coupled receptor signaling pathway. Gene Ontology annotation, molecular function: oxysterol binding; G protein-coupled receptor activity. The coding region runs from base 1 to 1038 and encodes 345 amino acids.
AUGACAGGUGGGAUGGCUGUUGAUAACAUCACCCUGGACUCCGAAAGCUCUCCAAACCAGAGCAGCUGUGAUGUGUUUGUCUACCAAAGAGCUGCAGUGGUCCUUUUCCCUAUUUUCUACUCUGUAGUUUUCAUAAUCAGUGUGUGCGGCAACAGCUUGGUUCUCUAUGUGAUCUGCCAGAGGAAGCAGAAGUUCAACUCCACCUCCAUCUAUCUGGUCAACCUUGCACUGUCUGAUACCCUGUUCACGAUGGCCUUGCCGGGCAGAAUUAUUUACUACAUCCGCCAUUAUGACUGGCCCUUUGGUGACAUUCUCUGCAGACUGACCACACUUCUCUUUUUUGCAAAUACCUAUGCAGGUAUUGGGUUCAUGACAUGUAUCAGCUUGGACAGAUAUCUGGCCAUGGUGCACCCACACCAGCUGCAGUGUUUACGGAGUGUGAGGGUUGUUCGCAGGGUCUGCUGCCUGGUCUGGGCCCUGGUAUCUCUGCAGAUAGCUCCCCUGCUGUUUCGCAACGUGCUGCAUGAGCAACAGAAAAGACGAACCUGCAUGGAGUACUUCAACUUUGAGGGCUCUCGCUUCACCCCUUAUCUCCUGCUUCUCGCCUGUGCUAUCUCCUUCUGCUGUCCACUCCUCAUUAUCAUGGGUUGCUACGCCAAGAUCAACCUGAAGCUGCGAGCUGCAGCCAAGCAGAACUCUGUGACUGGCCGAUCAAAGAGGAAUCAUAGAGCCAACACCAUUAUCCUCCUCAUCUUCCUCACCUUUAUCGUAUGCUUCACCCCUUACCACCUCAACGUUAUGCAGUUUAUGUCCAGAAAGUUAUACCACAAGCCAGCCUGUGAGGAAUUGAGGGCCUUUAAGAUGUCCUUACAGAUUACAGUUUCUCUAAUGAAUUUCAACUGCUGCUUGGAUCCAGUGAUCUACUUCUUUGCCAUUAAGACCUACAAGAAGCGGGUGAUGAGCCUUUUUAAGGACUGUCUGUAUACUUCCGGUGCUUCUUCCAAAGUGACAGCUGAGAACAGCAGCAGCAACACCUGA